Messenger RNA from Cariama cristata (Red-legged seriema), 1311 nucleotides. It is a transcript of the gene FRMD3, whose product is annotated as FERM domain containing 3. Gene Ontology annotation, cellular component: cytoskeleton. The transcript is spliced from 9 exons. NCBI's taxonomy places the organism in Eukaryota, Metazoa, Chordata, Aves, Cariamiformes, Cariamidae. The record is from RefSeq and is a predicted model, not a curated record. The annotation marks the transcript as partial.
CUGCUGGGGGUAACAGACUUACAGCAAAAUUAUUCUACAGCAGUGCACAGAGCAGUUUUUAAAUCCCAGUUCCUGAGUGCCAUUGAUCACAAUAUGAGACUGAACCCCAAAAUGCAGGGAGGUCAGAGCCCAGCUGUUGCUGAAUUUAACUUGCUCCUGAAAGCAUAUUCUUUAGAAACUUAUGGUGUUGAUCCUCAUCCUUGCAAGGACUCAACGGGGAUGACUACAUUUUUAGGAUUCACAGCUGCAGGAUUUGUAGUUUUCCAGGGGAAUAAAAGAAUUCAUUUGUUAAAAUGGUGUGAUGUCUAUAAACUGAAAUUUGAAGGGAAGACUUUUUAUGUGUUUGGAGCUCAGAAAGAGAAAAAGGCUGUGCUGUCAUUCCAUACCUCUACACCAGCAGCCUGCAAGCAUCUUUGGAAAUGUGGGGUGGAGAACCAGGCUUUUUACAAGUAUGCAAAAUCCAGUCAGAUCAAGACCAUGUCCAGCAGCAAGAUAUUUUUUAAAGGCAGUAGAUUUCGAUAUAGUGGAAAAGUAGCCAAAGAGGUUGUGGAGGCAAGCUCUAAAAUCCAGAGAGAACCUCCUGAAGUUCACAGAACCAGCAUUACCCAGAGUCGCAGCUCUCCAUCCUUGAACAAGCAACUCAUAAUCAACAUGGAACCUUUACAGCCUCUCCUUCCUUCUCCAUGUGAGGAGGAAGAGGUUCCUUUAGGUGAAGGUAUCCAACUGCCAAGGGAAGAUGAGAUUUCAGUACCUGUGACUUCAAGCUCCCCAGUUAAGGACACUGGGGAGAAUGUUGAUCUUGCCAUUGAACAGGAAGAGAAGAUGAAAGAGGAACCUUUAACCAUCUCAGAACUGGUAUACAAUCCUAGUGCCAGCUUGCUGCCUACCCCUGUUGAUGAUGAGAUUGACAUGCUCUUUGAUACCUGUCCAAGAGUAGAGAAUGAGAAAGAUGAUACAGAUUCAUUUGAGGAACUGGAAGCAGAUGAAAAUGCAUUUUUGAUUGCAGAGGAGGAAGAACUGAAAGAAGCUCGGAGAGCGCUUAGGUGGAGCUAUGACUUUCUAAUGGGCAACAUAGAGGUGAAUGCCUUUGUGAAGAGUUUCUCCAGACUUCUCCUUGUAGGCCUUGGACUGUUGUUGUUUGUGUUCCCUCUUCUCCUUGUUCUCUUGGAGUCGGACCUUCAAAUCUCUUUUCUCCAUGAAAUCCGUCAGACGCCGGAGUUUCAGCAGUUUCAUAUUGAGUAUUAUUGCCCCCUUAGGCAGUGGGUGGCUUGCAAAAUAAACUUCAUUCGUGACAUGCUGGGCAGCUUUUAA